AUGGCUUCCAUAUCAUUCCGAACUCCCGAGAAGUCGAACGAUGAGAACAAACCUCUUCCUCGAACUCCUCGAACGCCCAGCUCACAUAAGCUUCAAGAUUUGGGACGGACAUCUUCCCAAAAGAAAGCUCGACAGAUUUUUGAUAGUCUAAGAAGCUUAAAGUCACGCGGAAAAGCCAGCAGUGAUGCAGAAGACGAGAGUGCCCAGUCUGCUGGCGCCGGCAGUCCCAUUCGCCGCAAAAACUCAACGUGGGACCUCUUUGGUACCAUUCGAUCCAAGAAAUCUGGUGAAUUUGGUGUUCAUGAAAAGGAAAGACCUCUCACCACAACACCUUUGAGACCAGGACUGGAAAUCGGUGACGCUCCAGAGCUCCUUCCAAGAAGGCGAAAAAGUCUUGUUAACAUGCUCGGAUCGAUCUCCACUAAGGUAUCCUCUAGACGAAAUACAAACUUACGAGAGGUCCCACUCAAUGGAGAAAGAUUGCCAGAUUAUUGCGAAGAGGAUAUAUUUGCCGAGAGAUUAGCAAAAGAGUUGGCACAUUUAAAGGUCGAUUCCCCAAUUCCUGCACAUACAUCAACAUCGAUUAGACAAUCAAGAUUUCCAAAUGAAAGGUUAGGAGGAGCGAACGCUUUAGGAGCCGAUCACAAUGGCAUAAUUGAAAAUUUCAAAAUCCGACAACUCGAUGACCUCCUCAAUGAUCGAGAUGGAUAUGACGCAAAGAGCUGGACAAGUAAAGCACAGACACUACAGAAUGAAGAGUCAGAUGAACAAGUGGCGAGUCAGACACCGACAACAGACGAAGACGGAUCGAAGACGCCCGACUCCUACCUUCGCUCAAUGAUCAAGUCCUUCGACGACUACAACAGUGAACCAACAGUUCUCAAAAGCAAAGGAGCGAAUGUUUCCGCGUCACCAUCCCCUGACAAGCUAGCGCCAACGAAACCCGUUGAUUUCCUCAAAGAUUUGAGUCCAGAUGUGAUCCCAAGUAAUCAAUCCAUAGAAACCACUUCAUCACUCGUUUUCCAUACUGAUAAGCCCGAAAGAUUCGAGAGAAUAUACCGCGAGGAGAAACAACCGAUGAUCACGAUUCGAGAAGUAACAUCUGAAUCCGAUUCUAGCUUGGUAUAUGAAGAUCCAAUUGCUCCCUCACCACCAACGUGGCAAGAUGCAGCAAAAUCUAGGACUGCGACACUGGAAAGCAGAGGCAGACUUCCUGAUCGCAAUUAUGCACGCUAUAUUCAAGAAUUUGACCCUCUUUUUAUCAGUCAAACUGCAGAGCGAAGAGAUUACUGUCGAGGCUUAGAGGUAAUUCCCUCCAACAUCGAAGAUUCGGACCAGCAGAGAAUUGCUCGCAGUAUCAAGCAGACCGUAGACAAAAUGACCAAGAACCUGUACCUUUCGUCCUUCUCGGAAGAGACCACAGAAGAGCGGGACGAGGAGCUUCAGGAGGAAAGUUAUCCAAGUGAACUUGAGUAUAAAUAUAGCCUCGGCUCUGACGAUUUGUGGAAGACCGUUGAGAGUAUUUCUGCUAAUUCGCUAGGGGAAACAUCAGCCGUUACAGUGAUACGCAACAACAUAAGCUCAUUCAAGAACAUAGAGUUUUGGGAAGGGCCUAUGUAUGUCAGGUAUCCUCAAUCAGGGGCAAAAUGGCGUCACGUGGUAUACUUUCCAACAGGAAGCCUUGCACUUUUGGACAUUCGCAAGCAAAACAAAGGCGAAUAUUCGGAUACGAUAACAUACUGCCCAGAGGAAUCUUGCAUUUACGUUCAUCUAUGGGGAAAACUUCCUGAACCAGAGUCAGACCUCAGUGUUCGCGUUAGAUACCCAGAGACAGAGACUCGAUGGGCACGAACACAGAUAUACGACAGUGGCGAUCUCGCAAUGGCUGAUAUGAACCAACAGAACCUUGGCGAGUUUUCAGAAAUCAGAUACGAUGCUUCUGAACGCGUCUUUCAUGUUUACACCUGGGGUGAUGUUAUUGAAGCAUCUCAUGGUAGUGUUCACGUUGACUACCCAGAAGCGAAUACUCGAUCGGCUCGAACACAGAUUUUCCGCAACAAGGAUCUCGCAAUGGCAGAUAUGUGUCUACAAAGCCGUGGAGAGUUUGCAGAAGUCAGAUACGAUGCUUCCAAGCGCCGUUAUCGUGCUUUUGCAUGGGGUGACGUUAUCGAUACACCCGACAGUUAUGUCCGCGUGGAUUUCCCGGAACCAGAGAUAGAGCGGGAUGUUCGUGUCGACUACCCAGAAGCAAAUACUAGAUGGGCUCGAACACAAAUGUACGAAAAUGAUGAACUGGCAAAGGCUGAUAUGCGUCUACAAAGCCGUGGAGAGUUUUCAGAAGUCAGAUACAAUGCUUCCAAGCACUGUUUUCGUGCUUUUGCAUGGGGUGAUAUCAUCGAUUCAUCCGAUGAUUAUAUCCAUAUAGAUUUCUUAGAACCAGAGAUAGAGCGGAAUGUUCGUGUUGACUAUCCAGAAACAAAGACUAGAUGGGCUCGAACACAGAUGUACGAAACUGAAGAUCUGGCAAAGGCUGACAUUUCAAGAUUAAACAAUGGCGAGUAUUCCAAUUUUGUUUACAGUUCUCCCGAACGAAGAUUCCGUGUCGAAGCUCAGCCAAAAGUUCUUGGGUCUAUUUACAGGACGCGCGAGCGCGUAUGGAAACCGACGCUCUCGCCACUUGGUGAUCGAGACGAGAACGAGCAAGAUCUGCCAGACUUUUCCGAUUUAGAGAAGGACUUUCAACUUGUGGCCACGGAAUGGCUUCGAAGCUCUUCACCCGGAAUACAAUCACAGGAGGGAGCGGAAGAACUACUUGGUGAUGAUAGUGCAGGUAGCAAUGACAUGAGUCUCUGCGUGGAAGCUGGAACUCCUCGCAAGUCCAAUGAAGAGCUUGUUGCCGAAUUAUACAUGGGAAACCACUCUGAUCAAACGACGCCACUUUUGAGAGGCUCCAAGCAAAUUCUCCAAUAUUUGGAUAGCCUCAAUGGCAAACAUCCGACCAGCAAGAUACUACAUGCUAAAAAUGAUUUCCAGUUGAAUCGCAGGACUGCAACAAAAGCCUGGGCCGAGUCCGAAGAUGAUGAUAGAGAAUCUCGAUCGAUCGAAAAAGCUGCUCAAGGUGCUCGAGAUAUGACAAACGACCAUUUUGCCCAAAUCUCUCGCAGCAUACUGCUUGACGAUUAUUCGGACGAUGGAACUACAUCCCUAGGGAUCGAAAUUGUCGAGGAAAAUAGCAGAGAGAAUUCAGACCAAUCCUUCACACAAGGCUUUGAAUAUUCACAAUUUGCUGAUACAUUCGACGAGGGCAAAAAUUACGGGAUCUCAAUCCAAAUGGAUGAAGUUUCAGAAGAUGAAGAGGGCAUGGCCUCGAAUCCGGCGAAUGCGAACGAAAAUUUUAUCUUCGACUUCGGCAGGGAUAUGGCGCACCGGAGAGAGCGUUCGAAUGCAAUAAGUGGAGAAGUCCCUCCGGUGAUUUUGUCGUCGGACAAAUCGAAUGAAAAUAUAUACAUUGUUCCAAUUGACAACAAUGAUUUGUACGAAGAGAAUGCGGGUUGCGGCGAUCCGGAAUUACCGCCUUCCAGCGACACGGACUUGACAGGUGAUGCUUUGACGAAUUACAAGAUAGAUACUCAUCUUUAUAGUAUGAAUUUGACCAAGUCAGAGUUUGAAGGGAAGGAAGAGCAAUCCGUUUAUAGGCCAGGCCUUUGGGCGGGUACUUGUGCAAAAGUUCAAGAUACACGUAACGCAUCCGCAUGUACGGCAUCCUCUGUGUACAGUCAGCCAGGUCUUGAGUUCUCGUCUAUGUCAGCAACCAACACGGAGAAAGCCCAGUCAUCUGAGAUCCAGGGUGAGAGACAGAAGGAUUCUUUCACAGGAAAUAAUCCCAAUAUCGAGGAUGGCGCUUUUCGUGUAGAAACAGUGUCACAAGAAUACAUAGACUAUGAGAUUCAUCCGCUAGCUACCACAAGAGCCAGCCCACAGCGAGCUGCCAUCAAGGCGAAUACCUUCCAUACUCGAAAUAUGAUGUUCCCAGCCUCAACCAAUCCAUUUUUGAAUCGACCUUCUUCUCCACACUCGCCAUUUCAACCCAUAGCGAGCUCUAAGCGGGCACAACCACAUACUCAGGGCCCGAGAAUCGUUACUCCGUCGGGUAAAGUAUAUAGUCCGGCCAAGGAAGAACAUAAGGUCUCGAAUCCUAUUCAGAGGAUUCAGACACCGGGACAUUCUCGGAGUGAGCAGAGGAGUGGGAAUUUGAGUAGGGAUCUGAAUAGGGAUCUGAGUGGUGACGAAACGGAAUUUAGUGAGGAUUUUGGGGAGGAGCUGGAACCGAUGGGGAAGGGAAGGUAUGCUGUGAGAAGUGCUCGUGGAGAUGGUUCGGUCUCGUCGGUUUCGGUGGAUGAGGCGUUUUGA
Sclerotinia borealis F-4128 is the source of this 4410-nucleotide messenger RNA. The record is from the annotation of a GenBank genome assembly. Lineage: Eukaryota; Fungi; Ascomycota; Leotiomycetes; Helotiales; Sclerotiniaceae.